Messenger RNA from Diospyros lotus (date-plum), 1479 nucleotides. Its product is annotated as cytochrome P450 94C1. The record is from RefSeq and is a predicted model, not a curated record. The transcript has a single exon. Gene Ontology annotation, molecular function: iron ion binding; heme binding; monooxygenase activity. The coding region runs from base 1 to 1479 and encodes 492 amino acids. NCBI's taxonomy places the organism in Eukaryota, Viridiplantae, Streptophyta, Magnoliopsida, Ericales, Ebenaceae.
AUGGAGGAAUCUUUCUAUGCAACUUUUUGUUCCUCAUUCUUUUAUGCACCGAUCUCUCUCGUAGUCUUCUCUCUCUUGAUCUUCACACUGAGCUGGCUGAUCAAUCCAAGCUGUAACUGUGAAAUCUGCCAGAGUUACAUCACGAAGAGCUGGACAUCAGAUUUCGAUAAUCUAUGCGAUUGGUACACUCAUCUUCUCCGUAACUCGCCGACGGGCACAGUUCACGUUCAUGCACUCAACAAUAUCAUCACCGGGAACCCAGAAAACGUCGAGCAUAUACUCCAAACAAGGUUCGAGAAUUACCCAAAAGGAAAGCCCUUCUCUGAAAUCAUGGGCGAUUUUCUCGGCCGGGGAAUCUUCAAUGUCGACGGCGAAUUGUGGAAGUUUCAGAGGAAGAUGGCGAGCCUUGAGCUCGGCAGUGUCUCAAUAAAGUCGUCUGCUUUUGAGGUCGUCAGCUCCGAGAUCCAGUCCAGGCUGAUUCCCCUCUUGUCAUCCAAAGAAAACUGUGUUUUGGAUUUACAAGACGUUUUUCGACGAUUCUCAUUGGAUAACUUUUGUCGAUUCUCGUUUGGGUUAGACCCCGGUUGCCUCCAAUUAUCCCUACCGAUCUCAGAUUUUUCUGUGGCCUUUGAUCUUGCUUCAAAAUUAUCUGCUCAGAGAGCCAUGGCUGCCUCGCAGGCGAUUUGGAAGGUCAAGAGGCUACUAAACCUGGGUUCCGAGAAGAAACUCAAGGAAGCCAUUAAAAUGGUCAUGGUCCUGGUUGAUGAGGUGAUCGAGCAGAGGAGAAAAUUAGGGUUUUUCACACGGAAAGACCUUCUUUCUAGAUUCAUGGCGACCACGAACGAUGAUGGGUACCUUAGAGACAUUGUCAUUAGCUUCCUCUUGGCCGGCCAUGACACUGUGGCUUCAUCUCUGACCGGCCUCUUCUGGUUAUUGGCUCAUCAUCCAAAGGUUGUGCAAGCCAUUCGUGACGAAUCUGAUCGAAUCAUGGGAUCAACUCGAAACCUAGCGAACUUCGAGCAAAUGAAGGACAUGAACUACUUAAAAGCUACAAUCUACGAGAGUCUGCGACUCUACCCACCAGUCCAAUUUGAUUCCAAAUUCUGUCAAGCAGACGAUACUCUUCCGGAUGGUACUUUUGUCGCGAGAGGGACUAGGGUUACGUACCAUCCCUACGCAAUGGGUCGGAUGGAGCGGGUUUGGGGCGAGGGUAGUCUGGAUUUCAAGCCGGAGAGGUGGUUGCAAGACGGAGUUUUCCGGCCGGUCAGUCCUUUCAAGUACUCAGUCUUUCAAGCCGGGAUUAGGGUUUGUCUGGGCAAGGAAUUGGCACUAGAGCUGAUGAAAAUCGUCACCAUUUCGCUGAUCCGGCAGUUUGAUUUCCGGGCAGUGAUGCCAACACAUCGGCCACGAUUCAUACCCGGCCUGACCGCCACCAUAAGCGGCGGCCUUCCGGUGCUAAUCCAAGAACGGAGAGCCUAG